AUGUUUAUCAAUACCACCAAGGAUGAUUCUUGGUCGGUUUGUUCGGGGGUGAUCGAUCAAGUAGCGGGGCAUGAGCAAGUUUCUCGCCUUAGCUUGGAGAAUAUCAUGCAGCACGAGUUCGUGGGCGACACCAAAGACGGCGGCAUUGCGCUCUGCUUAGCUGACCCCGAUGGCCACUCAAUUCCUCUCUUCUGCCAGGAGUCCGCUGGAGCAACCAUUGAGAUGACAGUCGAUCCCGGUCGAGGUCUGUCUCAUCCGUCAGGCACCAUCCACAGUGUGGUCCCGGAGGCCCUCGGAGCAGCAAAUCAUAUAGGCGAACUCAGCGCGGGCUGCCAUUGUGGAGGGGUCACCUUCUGGGUUACUCGCCCAAAUGCUGCUUCAGAGGCAUGUUCCUCGCCUUACCCUGACCUGCUUCUUCCAUAUCAUUCGUCAAGCUCGGCAAAUCCAGCAGACGAAAAGUGGUGGCUGCGAGCGAACAAAUCGAAAUACCUCGCCGGAACUUGUGCAUGCAGAUCUUGUAGGCUUGGUUCUGGGUCUCCGAUCCAGACCUGGGCUUUCAUUCCCAGGACUAAUCUCGUGCAGUCUGAUCGCAAGCAGAUAGAUUAUGGUAUGGGGGCACUCAAGGAGAUCGAGAGUUCCAAGGGUUGCUUUCGCAAUUUCUGCGGCACUUGCGGUGCAACAGUCUUCUGGCAUUGUCAGGAAAGACCUGAUCUGGUGGAUGUGAGUAUAGGUCUGUUGCGAGCGGAAGAGGGCUCAAGGGCAGAAACAUGGCUUCAAUGGUGGACUGGAAGGGUCAGCUUCAUAGAGGACGCCCUGGAUCAAGUGUUAAUUGGUAACCUACAAAGAGGGUUACCCAGGAUUAAGGUGGAGGGUUAG
Molecule: messenger RNA, 876 nt
Organism: Capronia epimyces CBS 606.96
Lineage: Eukaryota; Fungi; Ascomycota; Eurotiomycetes; Chaetothyriales; Herpotrichiellaceae
Exons: 1
Coding region: 1-876 (291 amino acids)
Molecular function (GO): carbon-sulfur lyase activity
Source: RefSeq, a predicted model, not a curated record